Messenger RNA from Danaus chrysippus (African queen), 582 nucleotides. Lineage: Eukaryota; Metazoa; Arthropoda; Insecta; Lepidoptera; Nymphalidae. The record is from the annotation of a GenBank genome assembly.
AUGAUCGUAAAUAAAUAUCAAAUUAAUAUAUUCAUCGCAUUAGUAAUUUGCAAUCAUUACUGUCUUUGCAAUAAAAAUUCUGAUGAAUACAACAAACCGGAUAUAGCAAGAGUUGGAAAAACUAAAAGGGAAAAAAUGCGACAAAACACAGCUGUAGGAACUUUUUCAAACGUCAUAGCACAGAUUCAAAAUUUACCAAAUAUGGACCUCGGCAGGAAAUUUCGGACGCCUUGUAAGACUGGAAAUAAAUGCGGGAAGGUAAUUAAGAGGCUCAUGGUACCUAAGCUGGCGCAAUUAGAAAAUACCAUUAUGGGCAUUAUGAAAGAGCUAUCAAAAAUGCCACCCGGCUCUCGUCUUCCUGACAAAUACACCAAAACUGAACCAAUCAAGUUGCUGUUGGAUCAAAACUAUAAAGAGGACGUCUGUAUGGACAAACUGGAGUCUUGUUUGAAGGAAGACAAACGACGUAAAAGGAUUCUCAAGAAAUUGUUCUUUAAAAAAUAUAAUUCGUUACGUCAAGAACUCAUUGGUUAUGGAGGCCGGCGACUGUGGGGCGGAGAGGGAAAUUUGUUCUAUAAAUAA